Molecule: messenger RNA, 2241 nt
Organism: Lactuca sativa (garden lettuce)
Lineage: Eukaryota; Viridiplantae; Streptophyta; Magnoliopsida; Asterales; Asteraceae
Product: DNA-directed RNA polymerase subunit beta-beta protein, putative (DUF506)
Source: RefSeq, a predicted model, not a curated record
UUCUGUUCCUUUUCACUCAAAAGAACCCCAAACCCAAAGCCUUGAACCUGUUUAAAAUUUUGUAGUUGCUCCGAUCAUCCACAUUUGCCUUACGCGGCGAUUUCUGAUUGUACAAUUUCGUUAUGAUUUCGCCGGAGAUGAGGUUUCCGGCAGACGUUCAUCGGUUCCUAGAUUUAAGCAGUUUUGAUCUCUUAAUUUCCGUAGGUGACGUACUUACCUAGCCUAAAACCUAAUAGUAGCUGAAAACCCUACGCGAAAGCGAGCGUUACGUAGGAGAGAUUAGAAGUUAUUCCUUGUUUUGUUUCACAAAUCGGUAUUUAAAUAAUAGAAUAAUAUAUAAUAAUGCUAAUCUAUAAGAUAAAGCAUCAGUUUUGCAGGGUUUUCUAAGGAUUUAGGCGGAUUUCUUGGUUUUUGUGCCUCUUGGUUUGGUGAUCCGAUGGAUGAGAGACUAGUUCAUGUGCUGUGUUUUUACUAUUACAGCCAUUGGAAUUUUGUUUCGGGUUUGUAGUAUUGUGUGUUACCUAAUCAUUUCGAUAAGGUAUUACCAUCAGAAAAUUGAGGUUUUGUGAUAAGUAGUUUUCUUUAGGUUUUAGACUUUUAGGGGUUUUCUCUCCUAAUUAGAGGCUCAAAUUGAUAAUCUCGGAAGAAUAUUUGGUAUGCCUUUGACGAUGAAGAUACAGCCAAUCGAUUCAACCACACCGGAAUGUUUCGAGUCGGUGAAAACUGUGCCUAAGUCUCGGUUGAGGCGUCUCUUUGAUUUCUCGAGCUUUUUGAGAGGAUCGGCGGUUGCGGAUAGGUCCGUCGCCGGCGACUCGCAAUGCGGCAAAGACUGUUCAGAUGAGUUCGAGCCGAGCUCUGUCUGCUUGGACAAAAUGGUCCAGAAUUUCAUAGAGGAGAGCAACGAGAAGCAGUCUGUGGCCGGAACCAUCAAGUGUGGCCGGCACAACCACCACCAGUGCAAUUGCGUCAACGGCAACAACUUCUGCAGUAGCGAUGGUUCCGAGGAUGAGUUCGACUCAUUUAAUUGUUUCGGCAACUCUAACAACCACAGUUCGUCGACCGACGCAUGUGAUCUCCUUAAGAGUUUGGUGAUUUGCGAGACAGUUUCUGAAAGGAAUUUGUUGGCCGAUGUUUCUAAAAUCGUUGAAAAGAACAAGAUCUGUAAGCGGAAAGAUGAAAUCAGUCGUAAGAUCGUCGCCGAUGGCCUCGUAGCUUCCGGAUACGCCGUUUCUGUCUGUAAAUCCCGCUGGGAAAAAACUUCAACCUAUCCAGCAGGAGAAUACGAGUAUAUUGAAGCUGUGGUUGAAGGGGAUCGUUUGAUAAUCGACAUAGAUUUCAGAUCGGAGUUUGAAAUAGCGAGAUCCACGAAAAGCUACAAAGGUGUUCUACAAAUGCUCCCUCAUAUUUACAUCGGUAAAGCCGAUCGUCUCCAGAAGAUCAUCAACAUAGUUUCUGAUGCAGCAAAACAGAGCCUGAAGAAGAAAGGAAUGCCUUUACCUCCAUGGAGAAGAGCUGAUUAUGUAAAAUCCAAAUGGCUCUCUCCCUGUACCCGAAUCAUCAACAACACUCCCACUGAUAAUAAUAAUAAUAAUAAUAAUAAUAAUAAUACCCCAUCCAUGGUUAUGAAUGACCCGAUUUCAGACCCAAAAGACCCGAUUUUAAUGGAUGAAUUUGAAGUUAUUGGAGGCGCUACUAAAGAGGAGGAAGGUCUGAAAGAAUGGGAGCCAUUAGAGAUCAAACCGAAGGUACCGAAGACUGGAGGUAAAGUCGUUAGCGGUCUAGCUUCUGUGAUCGAAGGCAACUGAUGAUUAUAAUUACAUAUCGGGGUUCAAUUUGUCUAAAACCCAUUUUAAUCCAGAUUUUUCUUGAUGAAAAAAUGAUUUGGAUAAAGUGGGGUUUAGGGAACCGGUAUUUUUGACUAUUUUGUGUUUUGCUUGUUUUUGUUUUUGGGUUUUUUUAGUUCUCUUUCUGAGCUUUUUGGCACCAGAAAAAGAAAAAAGAAAAAGAAAAAGAAGAAGGAAGGAAGAAAGAAAGAAAAUAUAUACCGAAGAAGAAGAUAAGAUGGGUAGACUGAAGUCCCCUUGGUGUUUUUUUGUUGUAAGGGUCCAUCUUUACUAACUUUGCUUUUGAGUUUUUUUGAUAAAUAAUGAUAUAUAUAAAUAAAUAAACAGUUAAAUAGAAUAUUCAAUAGUAUGUAUCUUUAAUCUUUAAUAUAAUAGUAUUAAUAUGUCUACCUGAGCC